Molecule: messenger RNA, 1563 nt
Organism: Saxophila tyrrhenica
Lineage: Eukaryota; Fungi; Ascomycota; Dothideomycetes; Mycosphaerellales; Extremaceae
Exons: 3
Coding region: 1-1563 (520 amino acids)
Molecular function (GO): iron ion binding; oxidoreductase activity, acting on paired donors, with incorporation or reduction of molecular oxygen; monooxygenase activity
Source: RefSeq, a predicted model, not a curated record
AUGGCUCUCCUAGACUCUAUCGCAACGGACAAACCUCUUCUCUUGCCCCUGCUGGCUCUUGGAGGGCUCCUCUACGCCAUCGCCACUUUGCUCUACCGUCUCUUCUUCUCUCCAUUGGCAAAGAUCCUCGGCCCCUGGCUCACUCGCAUCAGCACUCUCCCCGAAGCCAACGCUCUCAAAGAGAACCGCAGAGCAGCGUGGGUAACCCAACUCUUCAACGAGAACCCUGGCGCCGUAGCAGUCCGCACCGGUCCCAACGCCGUCUCCUUCAACACUCCUGAAGCCGUCAAGGCGAUCUACGGCCACGGCAAGACCGCGGACGGCUUCGGGAAGUCGGGAUGGUACGAUGCUUUCUCCACGACAGGUGACAGUUUGUUCUCCACCAGGUCUACGAAAAGGCAUGCGAUGAAGCGAAGGAUGGUAUCGCAUGGAUUUAGCAUGCAGUCGCUGCAGACGUUCGAGCCGAUCGUGGAUGCUACGCUUGAGAAGUUCAUGGCGAAGAUGGACGAGUUUGCUGAGAAGGGAGAGGCGUUCGAUAUUUACUUCUGGUAUGAGCUGUUUACCAUGGAUCUGUUGGGCGAGCUUGCUCUGGGAAAGGGGUUUGGAGCGCUUGACGGUGGCAAGCCGGUUCGGUAUUCCAGUCUCGUGGAGCAGAGCCAGCGGUUUGCGAACCAUUCUGGUCUGUUGCCUUUCGGGAAAUGGAAUGUCAAGGUCUUGAGUUGGGUGCCGCUGCCAAACAUUCAGAAGCUGUACAAGGCUAGGCUGGAGUAUCUGGAUUACGCGAAGUCUGCCCUCGAGAGACGGUUCCAGGAGAACCGUCAGCAGACGCUUGAGAACGGCAAGGUCAGGCAGGAUAUCAUGCAGAGGUUCAUCGAGGCCCAGGAUCCGGAGACGGGGCAUCGGAUGGACUUCGAUGAGUUGAGGGCUGAGACGUCUUCGCUGAUGGUCGCCGGCGCCUCCACAGGCAGCGUAACGAUGAACUGGAUGACAUACUACCUCUGCAAAAACCCCACCACCAAGUCCCAACUCCUUCGCGAGCUCCAAUCCACAUUCCCCUCCAACCCCAGCGGCCACCACCCCCUCCCCUUCACCACCCUCCGCCACCUCCGCCUCCUCGACCACAUCGAAACCGAAUGUCUCCGCUUGCACCCUCCCAUCGGCUACGCCACUCCCCGCGACACCCCGCGCUCCGGCGCCGUGAUCUGCGGCGUCCACGUCCCCGGGGGCGUAGCCGUCGGCGUCCCCGCCGCUACCCUCGGGCGAAACGCCUCCGUCUACCCCAACCCUGAUGUCUGGGACCCGGAUCGUUGGGAAGGGGGCAAGAACGCGACGGACCUAGGGACGAUGAAGACGAGCUAUCUCGGUUUCGGACACGGGAGUCGGCAUUGCAUUGGCAUCAACGUGGCGAAGCAGUUUAUUCAGAAGAUGAUUGCGCAGUUGGUGUUGCGGUAUGAGGUUGAGCUUGAGGAGGAGGGGCUGAUGUUGAAGGCGAAGGAGUUUACAAUCCAGAAGCCGGAUCGGAGGUAUAAUGUUGUGCUCAAGAGAAGGGGAGAUACAACGUGA